UACUUGUUUAAUUUCUGAUUGAAAGAAGAACUUGAUUUUGGUUCAAUUUUUUGAACACUAUUGAUUUUUCAAAAAUUCCACUUAACAUCAGUGCGAUUAUCAUGAUUUUAAUAUAUGCUAUAAACUUUUAUAUAUUGUUUCUUGUUCUCAUUCCAUCGACGCCUGCAGCAAAUGGGCAAGAGGUAGCACCAGAUAGCUUAUGGUGUGUAGAAGGAGAGAAAAAAAUAUUCUCACCUGUACAAUGUCCUGCUGAAACGACGGAAUGUUUCAAAUUCACAUGCACUGGGAUUGAAGAGCCAUUCACUGCACGUGGAUGUGGUCUUUCAGUGCUCCGAUCCGCUGCUGGCCUCCCAAACGAAUCCUGUCAUCAGGCCCAAUCGAUUUGUGAACAAGUGGGGGGAGUUUCGGGUUGUCAUACGUGUAAUAACAAGCAUAUGUGUAACAGGUUUUCCAAUUUUUCCAUCAUUUUUGUAAUAUUUUUGACAUUAUUUUCGGCUUUCAUGUUCACUGGUUUUAUUUUAUAAAUUCAAGCAUAAAUAAUUGUUAACUUAU
Messenger RNA from Caenorhabditis elegans, 552 nucleotides. RefSeq lists its product as uncharacterized. The record is from RefSeq and is marked reviewed. The coding region runs from base 102 to 524 and encodes 140 amino acids. The transcript is spliced from 3 exons. NCBI's taxonomy places the organism in Eukaryota, Metazoa, Nematoda, Chromadorea, Rhabditida, Rhabditidae.